CACACACUCACACCGCUGCCGUCUGCUGGUACUUAAAUGAGCGCACAGGUCGCAGAACUUCAUAUCUUCGUUCACCGAACGACUGCUGAAAGGGAAGACUCAAUAUGGACAGGAAGACAAUCGUGUGCUUGACGGUGCUGCUGCUGGUGGCGGCGCUGAGCUCGGCGUCCGCGAAGCACCUCCGCGGCCGCGGCAGAGACGUGUGCGCCUGCCCCCGCAUCUACCGCCCCCUCUGCGGCUCCGACAACAAGACCUACUCCAACGAAUGCGUCUUUGAGUGCGACAAGAGCCUGGGCCGCGCCGCCUCAGAUGUGCGAAUCCUGCACGAAGGAGGCUGUGAUGAACCCGUACCACUUAGAAGGCUUUAAAAAGAUUGGACCUGUAUCGAGCCAUUGACAUGUGACAUUAUUCCAUUCAUUUUGAGCACAUAAAAUGUCAGAAGAUUAUUUGUUUGCCGAUCAGAAGCCGUGAAACAGAAAUAAAACAUUUCAAAUAAGUCCUAACAACUUUUUAAUGAAACACUAACUUUUAUUUGUAAUUCCCUUUGAUGACCUCCACGAUAGCAAACGUUUUCUUUUUCACACGACGUCACAUUGUACAAAUUACUGCCGGGAUAAUAUGAAAGGAAGUUUAUGUCAUUAUUUAAACGUGGAAGCUAAUUUUAGCAGAUUUCUUUACAAGAGUUUAGCGUAACUGCUUCUCCCAAAUAUGUCUUAAGACCUACACACUGCUAUGAACACUUCAGACACGACAGAGGUUCUGCUACAGAUGCAUAUUACUUCAGCUGUAUUACUAAUAGUUUUAUCUUUGUGUAUACCUAUUUUAAUAAAUUGGCAUCUUACAUGAUUAAAAUAA
Schistocerca nitens (vagrant locust) is the source of this 855-nucleotide messenger RNA. Its product is annotated as turripeptide Lol9.1-like. NCBI's taxonomy places the organism in Eukaryota, Metazoa, Arthropoda, Insecta, Orthoptera, Acrididae. The transcript has 3 exons. Gene Ontology annotation, molecular function: protein binding. The record is from RefSeq and is a predicted model, not a curated record. The coding region runs from base 105 to 368 and encodes 87 amino acids.